Molecule: messenger RNA, 420 nt
Organism: Funneliformis geosporum
Lineage: Eukaryota; Fungi; Glomeromycota; Glomeromycetes; Glomerales; Glomeraceae
Source: the annotation of a GenBank genome assembly
AUGCAAAACCCUUUACCAUACGAUAAGGAAGAAACUUUAGAGGAGGCUACUUCUAUAAAUAUGGAUAGGCUCACACAACUUCAAGAUGGAAUUGAUGAGGUUCGCGUAGAAUAUCUUAACCGAGCGCAAGUACAUGUCGACCAGGAUCAAGUGAAAUUUAGAGAAAGUCAACGUGAACUUGUUCAAGAUAUUGUUAAAAAAUCAAAACAAAUAGAAUUAUUGAUAGAGAAUUUACCGGGGAUGCAAAACUCUGAACAAGAGCAAAUAGAUAUGAUAAAAGAAUUAAAUAAAGAAAUGCACGAGGCCAAUCUAGAAUAUCUAAAGGCUGUUGAAGAUGCAGAGUCUUUAAAAAAACAAAUAAUGGAAACCAUAGGAAUACUUUGUAGGGAUCAAAGUACGGCAUAUAAUACAGAGGAAUGA